Aedes aegypti (yellow fever mosquito) is the source of this 2715-nucleotide messenger RNA. RefSeq names its product gastrula zinc finger protein 5-1. Bases 111 to 2210 code for a protein of 699 amino acids. Lineage: Eukaryota; Metazoa; Arthropoda; Insecta; Diptera; Culicidae. Gene Ontology annotation, biological process: regulation of transcription by RNA polymerase II. The record is from RefSeq and is a predicted model, not a curated record. The transcript has 5 exons. Gene Ontology annotation, molecular function: RNA polymerase II cis-regulatory region sequence-specific DNA binding; DNA-binding transcription factor activity.
GCCCAAUGUUAUUGCUUGUCAAAGUUUCGGAGUUCGGAUUAUUUUUGUUUACUAUUUUUAAGUAGCAAAAAUCGCGAAAAUAUUAUCGAUUUUUAUCAAAAAUCCUCAAAAUGUUGUGCAGGCAAGUCAGGCCCGAAACAAACGGGAUCGAACAGAUCUACAUAAUUAAAUCGGAAAAUGGCGAAGAAGUUGAUGGCAAAACCGCCGAUGGAAAAGUUCCGGCCAGUCUGGCCAUGGAUCCGGAAGAGGUGGACGUCAAGCAGGAACCACCGAGCGACGAUGAGCAGCCGGAGGACAUUCCCUUGGCGCUCAAUCCGGAUUUCAGCAUUUUGGAUGUGAUCAUAAAGGAGGAGCCGGAUGAGUUGGAUGGAAGUGGAAACGUUAAGCCAAGUACCAGCAGGAAAAGAGUUAAGGCGGUCAAAAAAGUUGUAAAAGCAGAAGAGGAAGAAGGGAGUGCUGAUUCCGGGGAUAGCGAUUAUAAACCACAAGAGUCCAGUUCCGAUGAUUCCGUUAGCGAUGAUGAUGAAACAAAGGGGAAAGAUAAAAAGACUAGAGAGUCGAAACGCGACGAUGAUUCUGAUUCGGAUAGUUCCGGGGUGGAUGACCCCUACGUUCCUCAAAAGAAAAGCAAGAAAAAGAAAGAAGAUAACGACGAUGACGACGACUCGUCGGAUAGCUCCGGUGUGAAUGAUCCGGAUCCGGUCCCCCGGAAAAAGAGGGCGAAGAAAAUAUGCUACAACAAACGGAAGAAAUAUCCGGGGGAUCCUCCCAUCAGGCAGCACGUUAUCAAGCGCUUUGUGUGCCACUACUGCCCGACAAAGUUUGCCACUUUGUACAAUAAGGAACGCCACGAAAAGAUGCACGAAGCAAGUAUGCCUCCGGAGAAGCGCAUCCACAGGAAGCAACAUUUUUGCUAUGUCUGCAAGAGGGAGCACCUGACCAAGGAAGAAUUGAACGAUCAUCUGUGCAACCAUGUGGACAUGUUGCCAUUCAAUUGUACGCAGUGUGACGACCAGUCCGGGAUGCAUUCGGUCCGUAUGAUGAACAGACACAUGCAGCUGCACGAAGAAAUGCUCGGGGGAAUCAUCGAGUGUCGAUUCUGUGCGGCCCGGUUCCAUUCCCAUGCCGGGUGUCGGGAACAUGAAAAAGGGCACGUCAACGACGAGGACUUGGAGGAGGCCAAAGCGCGAGCCGAAAUCGAGAGCAAGAGGCUCAAUGUGAAGAUCAUCAUCAAGGACGGGUUGAAGCGCUACCAGUGUGAGUACUGCGACAAGAACUACUCCCUGGUGGCUUCCCUUCGGCGACAUGUCAACGAGCACACGCUGGAGAAGGUUUACGUGUGCAAAACGUGCGGCAAAUCGUUCAGCAAGUGCUCGGCCUUGACGCUGCACGAGAGAAGUCACUCGGAUUUCGCUCCGUACAAAUGCGAAACGUGCGACAAAGCUUUCAAGGACGUGAUACGCCUGGUUCAGCACAGACAUCUCCACACCGGGCAAAAACCAUGCGUCUGUCACUGCGGAUUGUCGUUCAUCAAGAAGGGAGGACUGAACAAGCAUCAACGCAAAUGCGUGAUACCGAAGGAUUUGGGAGCGUGUACGUGUCGCUUCUGCCAAGGCGAGUAUCCUUCCUAUCUGGAGUUGAUCAAACACGUCAAAGAGACCCACGAGGUGGACAUGGAAGAAGCAAUCAUGUGUCGGCAGUGUCCGAAAAUGUUCAAAGAUGCCGUCCAGUUGGUCAAUCACGAGAUCCAACACCAGCUGCCGACGGCUAUCAAGUGCACCAAGUGCAGCCGCAUAUUCAACAACACAUACAACUUGGAACAACACAUGCAGACCCACGUGGAAUCGUUCGUCUGCGACGUUUGUGGGAAAACGUUCACCCAGAACGUCAACUUGCGCGUUCACAGACGACUGCACUACAGUAAGCGAUCGCACGUGUGUGACCUUUGCUCCACAGCUUUCAUAUGCCCGGCCAUGCUGCGAAAGCACAGACUGAAACACUACAAUCCGAGGAGCAAGUUCUACAUUCCAAAUUUACCCAACGAAAACGAACAGGACGAGUCGAUUGGGCUGGACGGGAUCGAAGCCGAACAGGAUGAAUCGAUCGGGCUGGAUGGCAUCGAGGGCGAGAACGAAGCCGAGGACGCGGAGGAGGAGGAAGAUAUAUCGCUCUGCGAACCGACGAUGACGACCACCGAGGAAGCUUUGUAAAUCGUAUGCUGAUAUCUAUGUCUGAGUACUAUUUUUUCCAGCACUGGAAAUUUGGGUUUAUUUAAUCGAUUGGUCAUAUAAUUUAACUAGAACAUACGUGAUUACAAAAGAAAUAUCACGAUGAAGACGGUUGAGUGUUGAGCUCUAAUGCAACUGGGAUUCAAGCUGGUUAAAAGAUUCUGGUUUAUUUACUUUCAUGAACACUUUCACAGAUAGAGAGACGUAUCAUGAAGAUAGAACUUUUGAUAAAAAUGAUACUAAUGACCGUUUUUCAGAUAACGUGAACAAAUGAAUUGUAGAGUUGCCCAAGUAGUUAUCUACCCAAUUCAUUACUACUUCGUUUGCAAUUUCAAAUUUAUUCGUCUAAUACAUAAGUUAGAACUCUUGAAAAAGCGAUAAAUUUCUUCGGGCUCAUAUUAUUCUACAUUUACUGUACGGAUUGUAAUAUAUAUGUAUAACGGGGCACUAGCCAAUGAUAUGAAAUACAAACGCGUAUUCAGUAGUA